AUGAUCAUCGGCCACGUCCUGCCCGACAAGGAGACGUCGCUGCUGGACGCCUACGAGAAGUGUCGCAGCCUGGCCGACCCCAAGGUGUGCUGCGACUACGCCUUGCACAUGGGCAUCACCUGGUGGGCGCCCAAGGUGAAGGCAGAGAUGGAGACGCUGGUGCGGGAGAAGGGGGUGAACUCCUUCCAGAUGUUCAUGACCUACAAGGACCUGUACAUGCUGCGGGACAGCGAGCUCUACCAGGUCCUGCGCGCCUGCCGCGACAUCGGCGCCAUCGCCCGCGUCCACGCCGAGAACGGAGAGCUGGUGGCCGAGGGAGCCAAGGAAGCUCUGGAUCUGGGCAUUACGGGACCAGAGGGCAUCGAGAUCAGCCGGCCUGAAGAGCUGGAAGCUGAGGCCACGCACCGUGUCAUCACCAUCGCCAACCGGACCCACUGUCCUGUGUACCUGGUGAACGUCUCCAGCAUGUCCGCGGGGGAUGUCAUCGCCGCUGCCAAGAUGCAAGGUAGGGGACACGGAUUCAGGGCGGGACAGGCCGGGAUCAUCCCGGCUCCAGACACGUCAGUCCAGCGGCCCCGCUCUCCGAUUCCAGCAGGGAAUAACCCGGGAUCCAGCAGCGCCGGGAUUCCUCAGCACCCCCCGGGUUAUUCCUGA
Molecule: messenger RNA, 654 nt
Organism: Cyanistes caeruleus (blue tit)
Lineage: Eukaryota; Metazoa; Chordata; Aves; Passeriformes; Paridae
Source: RefSeq, a predicted model, not a curated record